AUGAGAUUCAUUGCUUUAUUAAUUUCAUUUUUUGCUUUAUUAAAAGUUAUUAGUGCCAUCUCAGGUGUUGAUAUUUCAUCAGCAAGCACCAUUGAAAGUUUCACUUGUUUAAAGAGUGCUGGUUAUGAUUUUGCUAUCAUUCGUGCAUAUGAAUCAUUAGGUCAAGUUGAUCCAAAUGGCCCACACAGCGUUUAUAAUGCUCGUGACGCUGGUAUUGAAUAUGUUGACGUUUAUAUGUUCCCCUGCCCAACAUGCGGUAAUGGUGCUGGUCAAGCAGAAACAAUGGUUAAUUACUUAAAAGGUUACAAUGCAAAUUAUGGUAUGGUUUGGUUAGAUAUUGAAGGUCCACAAUACUGGAUGUCACAAUCAGAAAAUGUUGCAUUCUUUGAAAGUUUAGUUGCAGGAUUAAAAGCUGAAGGUGCUCAUAUCGGUGUUUACACAUCUGCAAGUCAAUGGGAACCAAUUAUGGGUGGAUACACUGGUGGUAGCGAAUUCCCAUUAUGGUAUGCUCAUUAUGAUGGUAAUCCAUCUUUCAGCGAUUUCUCACCAUUCAAUGGUUGGUCAACUCCAUCAGUUAAACAAUACGAUGACACUGGUGACAGCUGUGGUUUAGGUUUCGAUUUAAAUUGGUACCCAUAA
Dictyostelium discoideum AX4 is the source of this 639-nucleotide messenger RNA. Its product is annotated as glycoside hydrolase family 25 protein. The coding region runs from base 1 to 639 and encodes 212 amino acids. The record is from RefSeq and is a predicted model, not a curated record. The transcript has 4 exons. Gene Ontology annotation, cellular component: extracellular region. Gene Ontology annotation, molecular function: lysozyme activity. NCBI's taxonomy places the organism in Eukaryota, Evosea, Eumycetozoa, Dictyosteliales, Dictyosteliaceae. Gene Ontology annotation, biological process: peptidoglycan catabolic process; cell wall macromolecule catabolic process.